This is a messenger RNA of Nerophis lumbriciformis (worm pipefish), 1245 nucleotides long. The record is from RefSeq and is a predicted model, not a curated record. NCBI's taxonomy places the organism in Eukaryota, Metazoa, Chordata, Actinopteri, Syngnathiformes, Syngnathidae.
AUGGCUGCUUGUAAAGAUUCCGCAGCUGCUUUCUCUCUGGAUGCGUACCAUGUCUCUGAGGAACUGGGCUUCAUUCUACCAGAGCCUCUGCAAGAUCUUCCACCUUAUUACACACCAUGGAUGGAUAUUGCCUAUCGAGUUCCAGAGCUUGUGCUCACACAUGAAUUGCGCUCACAUAUAAAUAAGAUGCCUAAUCUGAGUGUUGAGUUUCUGAAGAGGCAUCGAGAACUGCGACUAGCCCACCUGGCACUCGGUGUCAUGACAAUGGGAUAUGUUUGGCAGGAGGGUGAUAACGACCCAGUGAAGAUGCUGCCACGCACUCUGGCUGUUCCUUACUGGGAGCUGUCUCAACGCUUAGGACUUCCUCCAAUUCUCACCCAUGCUGAUGCGGUGCUGGCGAACUGGCGCAAGAAGGAUCCCGAGGGGCCUUUAGACAUCGAGAACUUGGAGCUGGUGGUUGGUAUCCCCGGGGGUGAAAGCGUGAAGGGCUUCUUCAUUGUCACUCUAAUGGUGGAGAGAGCUGCAAUUCCUGCUCUGAGGAGCAUUCCAAAAGUGAUCAAUGGUGUCAGAAGUGGGGAUAUUGAAGCUGUGGUUGAAGCCUUAGGAGACAUCAGCUACUCACUAAGCAACAUGGCGGAGAGUCUCAGACUAAUGCAUGUGCAUGUGGAUCCAUCGGUCUUCUACGGCACCAUGAGGAUCUUUUUGUCUGGGUGGAAGGACAACCCAUGUAUGCCGAAAGGUUUGGUUUACGAAGGUGUCCAGGCAAAACCGAUGGAAUAUUCUGGAGGUAGCGCCGCACAGAGCAGCCUACUUCACUGCUUCGAUGAGCUUCUGGGAGUUCAACACGAACCCAAAAGCGGUGGCUUUCUAACAUCCAUGAGGAACUAUAUGUUACCCGCUCACAAACAACUCAUCCAGGACAUCUCAUCGCAACCCUCUUUGAGGACUUUUGUGCAGCGGCAGGCCAACGAGCGGCUAACCGAGGCCUUUCAGGAAUGUAUUGGCAAACUGUUGGCUUUGCGCAGCUACCACAUUACCGUCGUUUCCCGCUUCAUCACCGUCCCCGCCGCGAAAGCCCGCCAACUACGGAGCCAGAGCCGGGACGCAGAAGAGUCGGUGCUCAGCAACGCGCCCGCCUCGCUGGAGGAACGGGGCACGGGUGGCACCGGCAUCAUGAGCUUCUUAAAAACUGUGAGGAAACAAACAAGAGACACCCUGCUGCCUGAGAUGAAGCACAACAGCUGA